AAGUAACGUGUUGGCAGCCCUCUCCAAACACACUUUUCUCGAGGUGCUUUUUAUCUCAAUGCAGAGGAUGGAGACGGAGAGUGAUGGACAGGAGCAGGAGAAGACGCUGGUGCGGAAGCCCUACGUCCUGAGCGAGAUGGAAUUUGAGGCCAGUCUUCCUGAGAAGAAGUCAAAUACGCUCUCAAGAGACCUCAUUGACUAUGUGCAGUACAUGAUACAGAACCAUGGGGAGAACUACAAGGAAAUGGCUCGUGAUGAAAAGAACUACUACCAGGACACUCCCAAACAGAUCAAGAGGAAGAUCGGCGUGUACAAAAAUUUCUAUCCUGAGGAGUACAAGGAUUUUGUUGCAUCACUCAAGCAGGAGAAGAUGGAUGUGCAGUGACUGUCCCUUUUUGUCCUCUGGUUUGCCUGCAAGCACAGACUUGGUGCUACCUUUUCUGAACCACAGGCAGGUGACUGUCACUUAUCGGCUGUGGCUUCUGGGUAGGCUGAGCUGUGCAAAGCUUCUAGUGAUGGAGGAAGGACCUUCAUUAAACAGAGUUAUAACCAGGCAUGAAAGAUUCUUGACUGAGGCUUGUGGCAUGCAGACUGAAUGUGCCAUGCCACUCCCUCUUUUCUGAGUGUGAGCCAGUGCUUUUUCCACCUUGUUAAAAUAAAUUAUGCUUCAUGUUGGUGG
Meleagris gallopavo (turkey) is the source of this 679-nucleotide messenger RNA. NCBI's taxonomy places the organism in Eukaryota, Metazoa, Chordata, Aves, Galliformes, Phasianidae. The record is from RefSeq and is a predicted model, not a curated record.